GUUUGUCUAUCAUCGUUUUCCGCUGAUGAUAUACGGAAUGCAGUUCGUGUCACGUUAGAAACGCUCCAAUUGGGGACGCUUUCUCAACUUAUCAUAUCGUUUCCUUAUGACGAAUCAGUG
Molecule: messenger RNA, 120 nt
Organism: Strongylus vulgaris
Lineage: Eukaryota; Metazoa; Nematoda; Chromadorea; Rhabditida; Strongylidae
Source: the annotation of a GenBank genome assembly